Molecule: messenger RNA, 788 nt
Organism: Rhipicephalus sanguineus (brown dog tick)
Lineage: Eukaryota; Metazoa; Arthropoda; Arachnida; Ixodida; Ixodidae
Product: 60S ribosomal protein L13
Exons: 1
Coding region: 102-746 (214 amino acids)
Biological process (GO): translation
Cellular component (GO): cytosolic large ribosomal subunit; ribosome
Molecular function (GO): structural constituent of ribosome; RNA binding
Source: RefSeq, a predicted model, not a curated record
UUCUUCUUUUGGCAAAGCCGCGUGCAACGUGCUGUCAAGAGUCUGCACCGGCACACCGGUAAGACUUUAUACUCAAUCUUCUAUUCAAAAGACAAUUCAGAAUGGCUCCCAAGAGGAACAACAUGGUGCCCAACGGCCACUUCCACAAGGACUGGCAGCGCUACGUGAAGACGUGGUUCAACCAGCCGAUGCGCAAGAAACGCCGUCACGCACACCGCGUGAAACGUGCCCGAACCAUCGCGCCGAGGCCCGUCAAAGGUUGCCUGCGACCCGUGGUCAGGUGUCCGGGCUUCAAGUACAACACGAAGCAGCGCCUGGGCAAAGGUUUCUCCCUGGAAGAGCUGAAGGCCGCGGGCAUCGCCAAGAAGGUCGCACGGACCAUCGGCAUUUCCGUGGACUACAGGCGCCGCAACAAGAGCGUCGAAAGCCUGCAGCAUAACGUUCAGCGUCUCAAGGAGUACCGCUCCAAGCUGAUACUGUUCCCACGCAAGGCUUCCAAGCCGGCGAAGGGCGAUGCGACGGCUGAGGAACAAAAGCUCGCCACUCAGCUGCGCGGAGUCGUCAUGCCGCUCAAGAAGAGCGUCCACCGAGAAAAGCCCCGAGUUCCCACGGAAGAAGAGAAGAAGUACUGCGCCUACGUGCAUCUGCGGCAGGCGAAGGCCAAGGCACGUCUUUGGGGCAAACGGGCGAAGAAGGCCCGCGAAGCGGCUGAGAGCAUGGAGGCUCAGGCACCAAAGAAGGGCUAGCAUGUCUUCUUGUGUGAAUAAACUCAUGUUUAAAAGAAAGAA